Messenger RNA from Ruditapes philippinarum (Manila clam), 898 nucleotides. RefSeq lists its product as uncharacterized. The record is from RefSeq and is a predicted model, not a curated record. Gene Ontology annotation, molecular function: DNA binding; protein heterodimerization activity; structural constituent of chromatin. The coding region runs from base 93 to 539 and encodes 148 amino acids. The transcript is spliced from 4 exons. Gene Ontology annotation, cellular component: nucleosome. NCBI's taxonomy places the organism in Eukaryota, Metazoa, Mollusca, Bivalvia, Venerida, Veneridae.
UGCCCAUCAAGUUAUCUCCCUUACAGGAAGCGGUAAUUUUGAAGAUGCUUAUAAUUUACAUCAACAACAGUUUUAUCUAAAACAAAUGUAGAAUGACCCGUGCAACUCAGACAAACUCAAAAAAUAAUAACGCUUCUCCACAGUCACGAAGAAAGGGGCGUACUGUUGCCCGAAGAAGUGGUGCUAAUGAUGGAGACGCGUCAACUUCGCGAGCGGAAAGAUCUGCUAGUACUAAAAAGAAAAGAUUUAGACCCGGAACUAAAGCGUUAAUGGAAAUAAGAAAGUAUCAAAAGUCAACAAAUUUACUUCUCAGGAAAAUGCCAUUUGCGAGAUUAGUGAGAGAGGUUUGUGUAGACUUGUUUCCAGGAACAAAUCAUUUAUGGACUGCCCAUGCUUUAUUAGCUAUUCAAGAGGCUGCCGAAGCUUAUCUCGUUUACCUUUUUGAAGAUGCAAAUUUAUGUGCCAUACAUGCCAAACGAGUGACAAUUAUGCCUAAGGACAUUUUUCUAGCACGUCGUCUACAUGGAGGAAUGUAUUGAAAAAGUGUUCUUUCUGAUGAAAUCUUUAGUUUUAAACAUUUUAUGAAUUUCUUGUCACAAUGAAUUUCUCUUGAACAUUUGAAAUUGAUCAAUUCUUUUUAAAGAUAUAUUGAAAAGAUUCGAUAGACCUUUAAUGAAAUCAAGAGAAAAGUUUUUGCUUCGGUUUGGCGCCAAGACGGGUUGGAAUGAAGGAGAUGUUUUUUAAUGCAUAUUUUUAAUAUUAUAAAAUAUAACAAUACAUAAUGUAUUAUGGUAUUAAAUUUUUAACUUUUAACAAAUUUGUUCAGUGUGUUAGUAGAUGCUACAGCAAUUUUUGGGAAAGAGUUCGCUUUCGUUCUAAUUGUGGAAAAACAUGCCGC